Messenger RNA from Hibiscus syriacus, 2896 nucleotides. Its product is annotated as respiratory burst oxidase homolog protein C-like. NCBI's taxonomy places the organism in Eukaryota, Viridiplantae, Streptophyta, Magnoliopsida, Malvales, Malvaceae. Gene Ontology annotation, cellular component: plasma membrane. Gene Ontology annotation, molecular function: calcium ion binding; NAD(P)H oxidase H2O2-forming activity; peroxidase activity. The coding region runs from base 37 to 2802 and encodes 921 amino acids. The record is from RefSeq and is a predicted model, not a curated record. The transcript has 12 exons.
GAAAACACUGUAUCGGCGAAUUUGGAAUCUAAGAACAUGGAGAAGAUGAAUUCAGAGGAUGGUGGUAAUUGUUACCAUCAUCAUCAUUAUUCCGAUACGGAUGUUCUAGGAUCCGAUAAAGUUCCCCAUAGUGGUCCAUUGAGCGGACCCUUGAACAGAAAGGUUGUCGCGGGGAAGAAAACUGCCCAGUUCAACAUUCCCGAUUCCACGAAAGGCGAUGGCUAUGUCGAGAUUACCCUCGACGUUUGCGACGAUUCGGUUGCGGUCCAGAGCGUAAAGGCCGCGAAUGAGGUUGAUUUACAUGAGGAUCCCGAGCUGACUUUGUUGGCUAAAGGUCUUGAGAAGAAAUCUAACUUGGUGAGGAAUGCCUCCGCUAAGAUUAGGCAGGUGGGGCAUGAACUUAAGCGGUUGACGUCGUUCUCGAAGAAGCCUGCUCGGUUCGAUCGGACUAAAUCCGCCGCGGCUCAUGCUCUCGUUGGACUCAAGUUCAUUAGCAAGAAUGAAUGCGGACAUGGAUGGGAGGCUGUUGAGAAGCGGUUUGAUGAUAUUACAGCUUCCAACAAUGGAACCUUGCCUCGGUCACGGUUUGGUGAAUGCAUAGGAAUGGAGUCUAAAGAGUUUGCAGGGCAGUUGUUUGAUGCCCUUGCUCGGAAACGAAACUUUCAAGGUGAUUCGAUCGAUAAGGCUCACCUGAAAGAGUUCUGGGAUCAGAUCUCAAAUCAAAGCUUCGAUGCUCGACUUCAAACCUUCUUCGACAUGGUGGAUAAAGAUGCAGAUGGAAGAAUAACAGAAGAAGAAGUCAAAGAGAUUAUUAGUCUCAGUGCAUCAGCAAACAAUCUCUCAAAUAUCCAGAAACAAGCAGAGGAAUAUGCAGCUUUGAUUAUGGAAGAAUUAGACCCAGACCACCUAGGUUACAUAAUGAUAAACAACUUGGAAAUGCUUCUAUUACAAGCACCGAACCAAUCAGUAAGAGGCGAAAGCCGGAAACUGAGCCAAAUGCUAAGCCAGAAGCUUAAGCCUACAUAUGACAGUAAUCCAGUUAGGAGAUUCUGCAGGGACACCAAGUAUUUCUUGCUAGAUAACUGGCAGAGAGCUUGGGUGAUGGCCUUAUGGAUCACGGUCAUGUGUGGCUUGUUCACGUACAAAUUCAUCGAAUAUCGGAGGAGGCAAGACGUAUAUAAAGUGAUGGGGGACUGUGUUUGCUUUGCCAAAGGUGCAGCUGAGACACUUAAACUGAAUAUGGCACUGAUACUGCUACCGGUAUGCCGUAACACCAUAACCUGGUUAAGAAACAAGACGAAACUAGGCGUGGCGGUUCCUUUCGACGACAACCUCAACUUCCACAAGGUUAUAGCAGUGGGGAUUUCUAUAGGGGUUGGGAUACAUGGGAUUGCCCAUUUGGCAUGUGAUUUCCCUCGCCUGCUUCAUGCCACACCUGGUGAAUAUGAACCAAUGAAACAAUAUUUUGGUGAACAAGCCAAAAGUUAUUGGCAUUUUGUGGAGCACUUUGAAGGGAUAACUGGGGUAGUGAUGGUGGUUUUAAUGGCCAUCGCUUUCACGUUAGCGGCACCGUGUUUCAGGCGGGGUCGGAUGAACCUUCCGAAGCCUCUGAAGAAGCUAACAGGGUUCAAUGCCUUCUGGUACUCACACCAUCUGUUUGUCAUUGUUUACACUCUCCUCAUUCUCCAUGGAAUUAAGCUUUUCCUGACCAAGAAAUGGUACAAGAAAACGACUUGGAUGUACUUAGCAGUUCCAGUUAUCCUUUACUCAUGUGAAAGAUUAACAAGGCUGCUUAGAUCAAGCAUCAAAGCUGUUACAAUACAAAAGGUAGCUGUUUAUCCUGGAAAUGUACUGGCACUUCACAUGUCAAGGCCCCAUGGAUUUAGAUACAAAAGUGGACAAUACAUGUUUGUCAAUUGUGCUGCAGUGUCUCCGUUUGAAUGGCACCCAUUUUCCAUCACUUCAGCUCCAGGAGAUGAUUAUCUGAGUGUUCAUAUUAGGACACUUGGCGACUGGACUCGACAACUCAGGACCGUGUUUUCUGAGGUGUGUCAACAACCUACUAAUGGCAAAAGUGGCCUCCUUAGAGCUGACUGUAUGCAAGGAACUAAAACCCCAGAUUUCCCAAGAGUGCUAAUCGACGGACCGUACGGAGCACCGGCACAAGACUACAAGAAGUACGAAGUGGUUCUGCUGGUGGGGUUGGGGAUUGGAGCAACCCCCAUGAUCAGCAUCGUGAAAGACAUAGUGAACAACAUCAGGGCCAAGGAAGAAGAAGGAGAGUCCAUCAGUGGUGGUUUGGAGAAUGGUAAUGGAGUCAAUGAGAUCAACAGAACCAGUUCUUCAUCAUCAUCAUCAUCAACUUCCAAAAGGAAAGAAAGCUUCAAAACCAGGAGGGCAUACUUUUAUUGGGUGACGAGGGAACAAGGGUCCUUUGAUUGGUUCAAAGGGAUAAUGAAUGAAGUGGCCGAAAUGGACCAUAACCAUGUUAUCGAGCUUCACAAUUACUGCACCAGCGUGUAUGAAGAAGGGGACGCUCGCUCUGCCCUCAUCACCAUGCUUCAAUCACUCAAUCAUGCUAAAAAUGGGGUCGACAUCGUCUCCGGUACAAGAGUUAAAUCCCACUUCGCUAAGCCUAAUUGGCGCAGUGUCUACAAGCAAAUUGCUGUCAAUCACAACAGCUCUCGAGUUGGGGUGUUUUAUUGCGGGGCACCGGCGCUGACACAAGAGCUUCGCCAGCUAGCUUUAGAUUUCUCGCGCAAGACGUCCACCAGGUUUGAUUUUCAUAAAGAGAAUUUUUAAUUACCACACACAUUCCGGAUAAGAGGAGCCUAAAACAAAAGCUUUUCGAAGCUCAGUACAGACGGUUCCGGUCACCUCUGUGUCUCAUUUUGUA